Carassius carassius (crucian carp) is the source of this 1440-nucleotide messenger RNA. RefSeq names its product gastrula zinc finger protein XlCGF8.2DB-like. Bases 194 to 922 code for a protein of 242 amino acids. NCBI's taxonomy places the organism in Eukaryota, Metazoa, Chordata, Actinopteri, Cypriniformes, Cyprinidae. The transcript has a single exon. The record is from RefSeq and is a predicted model, not a curated record.
UGAGACGGUUUGGCAAAUUGAACAAAAUAAGUAUAAAUGCCAGAUGAAUGCAACAAAUUUAUUUCUUUUAUUUGUUUCUUCUUUUACUUUUUUUUGGAAGCAGGUCACAUCUCCCAGUAGGUCUGAUUAGGCCCAUUUUGUCAACAGGGUUUAAGAUUUUAACUUGUAUUUGUCUCUCUUCAUCCUAGACCUGAUGAUGCUGACAGAGGAGAAUGAGGUACUGAAUGAAAUGGAAGACAAAGAUCAGUAUAAGAAACAACAUGGAGACCUUAAAGUCCAUAUAAGAAUUCUCAGAGGAGAAAGCCCUUACACCUGCCAACAUUGCGGAAAAGUUUUCCGUAAAAACACAAACCUUAAAUGCCACAUGAGAAUUCACACUGGAGAGAAGCCAUUCAGCUGCCAACAGUGUGGAAGUAAUUUCACUCAAAAAGGAACCCUUAACAGGCACAUGAGAAUUCACACCGGAGAGAAGCCUUACUCAUGCCAACUGUGCGAAAAAAGCUUUACAGCAGAAGUAAACCUUAAGUAUCACAUGAACAGUCACACAGGAGUUAAGCCGUUCCCAUGUGAACAAUGUGGAAAGUUUUUCAAACGUAAGAAAACUCUUACUUCUCACAUAAAAAUGCACUUAAAAGAGAACUGUUAUACAUGUCAUCAGUGUGGAAUGACUUUUCGGGACAUCAAACACCUUAACAGACACAUUAUAAUUCACUCUGAGGAAAAGAUUUUCCAAUGCCAAGAGUGUGAAAAGAAAUUUCGAUUUAAAGUAAGCCUUAAGGGUCACAUGAGAAUUCACACUGGAGAAAAACCUUACACCUGCCAUCACUGUGGAAAGAGUUUCAGACAUAGCGUAAGCCUCAAGACUCACAUGAGACUUCACACUGGAGAGAAGCCUUUUAAAAUGCCCUCAGUGCGGAAAUAGUUUCAAAUAUAAAGCAACCUUUAAUGCUCAUAUGAGAGGUCACACUGGAGAGUGCCCUUACACAUGUAAACUGUGCGGGAAUAGCUUCUCACAAAAAGGAAAUCAUAAGACUCACAUGAGAGUUCACACUGGAGAGAAGCCAUUCAUAUGCGCUCAGUGUGGAAAAUCUUUCACACGAAAAGAAAGCCUUAAUUACCACACGAGAAUUCAUUCCAGAGAGAAUGGUUUUAAAUGUCUUGAGUGUGGAAAGUGUUUCCCAGAUAAGAAGAACCUCAAGAGGCAUGUAAAAAUUCACACCAGAGAGAAGCCUUACAUUUGCCAUCACUGUGGAAAGAGUUGUAGAUUUAAAGAAAACCUUAAAACUCACAUGAAAAUUCAUACGGGAGAGAAGCCUUUCAUUUGUUCUCAGUGUGGAAAAGGUUUCACAUUUAAAGGAAACCUUGAAGUUCACAUGAGAGUACACACUAGAGAGAGGCCUUUUAAAUGUUUUCAGUGUAAGAGGAGUUACACUUAUCAAA